GAGUGGUUGGGUGCGCGUGGUUCGGAAUUAGGUUCGAAAUUCUUUUUGCCGAAGCGACGUCCGACGCCGGAUUUACCGCGACACGGGGCCCUUAAAAAAAAAGCAAUAAGACGGAACAAAGUCUUCACUUUGCGACACUCAUAAGCGUAAGGACUCUGCGCAUCCACGAGUAGCGCCUCCGUUACAACGCCUAUGCCCACGCAACUAUAGCUCACCAAUAUCUCAUGAGGUGCUAAAUGGAUUGCGCUGUCUCCCCGCGGCCUAUCUGUUUGCGACGAGGUGCGAAAGGUACUGCAUUAGCUUUAAGUUGACUUAGUCUAUCUAACCCGCAGAGCAGUGCAUUUUUUUUUUCGAGCCGUGCCAGAACAGACCGAUCAUGCCCUGUUCGAUCGACGCGAACGCGGUCACCUCGUUCGAGACUGUUGUAUACACAGGCAGGGCGGGACAGAAUCACGGAAAGUGGUUCUGCCCGAGGGCGCGCGCCCUCCCUAUCGAUUUAAGGGAAGUCGGUUUAUUUUUGGGAAGCGCGGGAAGUGGAAUGAUCCCCCCCCCCGCCCCCCUUUGACGAGCCGCUUCGCUCCCCAUCAAUAGGGAGCAACUCACGCCGGGGCCAACCGAGAAACGAAUCCAGUGCGCCGAGCCGCCGCAACGCACCAUCUGUCUCCGUCGCGCCCGCGGCGUUGUUCAUCAAAGCCCUGUCAAGUGCGCGCGACAGAGAUCACUCGCUUGGAACGUCAACUGAGCACCGACCGGCAACAUUCCAGCCGUUGUUCCCCAAGACGACGAAGGGAGACGUCGGACCUGAAUAUGGCUCUUCUCAACCGGUCGUGUUGUGUCUGCUCCCUUAAGACUGGCACCCGCUAUGUCGGUAUAUUUUACAUUGCCGUCAGAGCGUUCAUGCUCCUCCUGUACAUCACAACUCUGCAAGACCCUAAAGUCUGGAAAGAGUCGACGAACGACAAAUACGAGGCGCUGCAUGACCUACUUAUCCUGCUGAGCUGCGAGUGCGGCCUCAACAUCGUCGUGAGCGUCAUCCUAUUUGCAUCGACAGUGAAGCCUAAGCGUUACCUCAUAUUACCUUGGCUCAUGUGGAACACCAUUGGUGUUCUCGUAGUGAAAGUCACGUGCAUCCACGUGGUCACCGAGCGUUACCACCUAGACCAGGCUGAAGCCCUGACGUUCGGCAUACUGUUCACGGUGGCAACAAUCUCGCAGAUUUACUUCGUGUGCAUCGUGGCCUCGUUUUACCAAGAGUUGGAGUCGCCGCACAAUCCGAGCCUCUACGACGACAUGGACAACGCGGAAGACGUCGACACCACCAGUUUGUUUUCCAUGAGAAUAAACUGAACCUGCGGUGGA
Messenger RNA from Dermacentor andersoni, 1359 nucleotides. RefSeq lists its product as uncharacterized. The record is from RefSeq and is a predicted model, not a curated record. Lineage: Eukaryota; Metazoa; Arthropoda; Arachnida; Ixodida; Ixodidae.